Molecule: messenger RNA, 2170 nt
Organism: Aspergillus wentii DTO 134E9
Lineage: Eukaryota; Fungi; Ascomycota; Eurotiomycetes; Eurotiales; Aspergillaceae
Product: putative GTPase NOG2
Exons: 3
Coding region: 94-1776 (560 amino acids)
Cellular component (GO): nucleolus
Molecular function (GO): GTP binding
Source: RefSeq, a predicted model, not a curated record
UUGCGCUCUGCCACAUUUUCAUCUGUGUCUACACUUGCCAUCAGAACUGUUUUAAAUUAGGUUCUCUGGCGGACACAAGCCUUAUAAUUCAUCAUGGGUUCAGGAAAGAAGGAGGCCAACCGCAAAGAGCGGCAGGGCAAGGUCGGAGAUGGUAUGGGCAAUGUCAGAACGAAAGGUGAAAACUUUUACAGAGAUGCGAAGAAGUUGAAGACUUUGAACAUGUUCAAAGAUGGUAAAGCUCAACACGAUGCCCAGGGAAAUGUUACCAAGGCCGCUUCGUAUCAAUCGCGAGAAGCCCCCACGGCCCGCAUCGAGCCCAACCGUAAAUGGUUCGGGAACACAAGAGUCAUCUCGCAGGAGGCUCUGUCGUCCUUCCGCGAGGCUGUUGCCGAGCGUGCUUCCGACCCUUACCAGGUCUUGCUCAAGACAAACAAGCUUCCCAUGAGCCUGAUCAGAGACGGUCAAGGCACCAAUGGGUUAAAGCAACACCAGGCGAAGAUGGCGAUCGAGACUGCGCCCUACAAUGACACAUUUGGCCCCAAGGCUCAAAGAAAGCGAGUCAAGUUGGGAGUAUCGUCUCUGGAAGACCUUGCUGGCGAGACCGCAAAGGUGCAAGAGGCGUACAUUGAAAAGACAGACUCAGGUACACAUGAGGAUGGUAGUGCCAUCGCUGCUGCGGAUGUUGGUGCAGAUGACGGCCUCGGCUCAGCGCCUACUGCCAGAGAAUCCGUCUUCUCGAAAGGACAAAGUAAGCGAAUUUGGAACGAACUUUACAAGGUUAUCGACUCUUCCGAUGUUGUCAUCCAUGUCAUUGAUGCUCGUGACCCCGAGGGCACCCGUUGUCGAAGCGUCGAGAAGUACAUUCGCGAGGAGGCUCCCCACAAACACUUGAUCUUUGUGCUUAACAAGUGUGAUCUGGUACCAACAGGUGUGGCGGCCGCUUGGGUGCGACAUCUGUCAAAGGACCACCCCACUCUCGCAUUCCAUGCUUCGAUCAACAACUCUUUCGGUAAAGGAUCGUUGAUUCAGCUUCUCCGACAGUUUUCGUCUCUUCAUGCCGAUCGGAAGCAAGUGUCCGUCGGAUUUAUCGGCUACCCCAACACCGGAAAAUCGUCGAUUAUUAACACUCUUCGCAAGAAGAAGGUGUGCACAGUUGCUCCUAUUCCUGGAGAGACCAAGGUCUGGCAAUACAUCACGUUGAUGAAGAGAAUUUAUCUCAUCGACUGUCCUGGUGUGGUUCCACCAAACCAGAACGACACCGAGCAAGACAUUCUACUCCGUGGCGUUGUGCGAGUAGAGAACGUUGAGAACCCCGAGCAGUACAUUCCUGCUGUUCUCAAGAGGGUUCAGCCCAAGCAUCUUGAGCGUACCUACGGCGUGAAGAACUGCGAGGAUCCUAUCGAAUUCCUCAGCAUUCUCGCUCGCAAGGGUGGUCGUCUCCUCCGAGGAGGUGAGCCUGACCUUGACGGUGUCGCCAAGAUGGUCAUCAAUGAUUUCCUCCGCGGCAAGAUCCCUUGGUUCACUCCCCCACCCACCGGAGCUGGAGAUGGGAGUGAAAAGAUCGAAGGCCGUGAGGGUAGACUCGGAGAGAUGGGUCGGAAGCGAAAGCUUGAUGAAACCGCCCCCGAGCCCGCAGACGGUUCGAAGAACGCGUCGGACGAGCCGGCCUCCAAGUCUGGGGAUGAAUUUGAAGGAUUUGGCGAUAGCGAUGAUGAUGAUAACGACUCUAUUGCUAACCUGGAAGUAAGCGACGAGGAAAGUGAAGAGGAUGAGUGAAUGCUUUCCGCUGUCUCCGUCCGACUUGAAAGUCGAGAAGAGGAUCCAAGCAGUUGCCGUCCGGGUUAACUAGCCGUGACCAUGGCAUGUAGCCGUUGCUCCUCAGAGAGCGUACUCUUCGCGGGAUCAUCAUGCUCUGCCGUUGAAUCGAGAGCUACUCCCAGCGAAAGCACCCCAGCGCCCGCUUUGAUGCAGGAUCAACAGAGUCCAGAACGCAUCGAUGAGCGGCGCCAAUCCAGUCAUGACUUUACACGACACCUGUUGCGUGUUACCUGAAUCAGUUUAUGAGUCAGUGUACGCAGAUCUGCUCGAUAUCAUGAUAUGGAACCUCCACAAUAGAUACCCACAUAGUCUUUAAAAUAAAAGAUUUCUGAUACGAUGAGUUGUUUGCUAC